AUGGAGCUGUGCUACAGCUUUGUGGCAGUACUUGUGGAAACAGUGCCGCGCUAUGAGCUACAGUGGUUGGCGGGGCUGAUUGCCCUCAGCAAUCGAAGGAAGGGCAUGGAAGACGAUGACUGGGAACAGAGAAUCUGGCAAUCGGUGGGAUUCAGAAGCAGUACAGCAGAUUGUGGAGAGAAUGCUUUCCGAAUUCCACCGCUCUAUCAACAGAACCUGAGCUCCCGCUGCUCUAGUUUCAAACAGCGCCAGUGGUACGAAGUCACAUGAAUGAAAGUGCCCGUCUCCAGUCCAGUUCAACCUUCCGCCACCUGCUUAGAUACAUCCAAAAGAUUCCAUCCUUCCACCGUGCUGAAAUGCUUCCGCAGCAGGAUCACAUCCCAGCUUAUUGUGAAGCCGGUGGCCAUUGAUUUAAAACAUGUUGACCUCAUUCAAAUAAAGAAUCCUCCGCUGGUUCGGGGCACGCAGGGGGCUCAGUGUACGUAUUCGCUUGUAGAUAAUAGUGGGGGAGCGUGAGUUUCGGUUGAGCCUUUUGAAUGUUAAUAUGAAUCAGAUCACGACUGAACAACCGAC
Molecule: messenger RNA, 573 nt
Organism: Blastomyces dermatitidis ER-3
Lineage: Eukaryota; Fungi; Ascomycota; Eurotiomycetes; Onygenales; Ajellomycetaceae
Exons: 1
Coding region: 1-270 (89 amino acids)
Source: RefSeq, a predicted model, not a curated record